AUGGAUGGGACGAGUAUAAGUGAUUUGGAAGAUGAUGCAGAUUUUGAUGCCCUUUAUGAAAAAAAUAUAAAUAAAGCUGUUAAAAAAACAAUUUUCCAAAAACGAUUACCUGUUCAAAGAGAUCUAUUUAAUCAUGUACUACCUGGACAAAAAGUUUAUUAUCAAGAAAUUAUUCACGACGUGUCAUAUGGCCCAACACAUCACAAAUUUAAUCAACAUGAUGAUGCCAAAGACUAUGGUAUUCUAUUAGAAGAUAAUGAUAGUAACACACCAGAAAAUUUGACAGUUCUAUCCUAUUACAUAUAUCCCACAAACUAUCAAGUAAGAGAAUAUCAAUAUAAUAUUGUUAAAAGAGCAUUAUUAACUAAUGUUUUAUGUGCAAUUCCAACUGGUAUGGGUAAGACAUUUAUUGCUUCUACUGUAAUGUUAAAUUUCUUUAGAUGGACUCAAGAUGCAAAAGUGAUAUUCAUGGCACCGACUAGACCUUUGGUAGCACAGCAGAUUAAAGCGUGUUUGGGGAUUACUGGAAUUCCCAAUGAUAAAACGGCAAUUCUAUUAGACAAAACUAGAAAGAAUAGAGAAACGAUAUGGAAAGAAAAAAGAGUAUUUUUUACCACACCACAGGUAGUGGAAAAUGACUUAAAAAGAGGUGUGUUGGAUCCAAAAGAUAUCAUAUGUUUGGUUAUCGAUGAAGCUCAUAGGGCAACAGGGUCAUACGCAUAUUCAAAUGUAGUUCAAUUUAUUGACAGAUUUAAUACAUCAUAUAGAAUUCUUGCUUUAACUGCAACACCAGGGACAACAUUAGAAAAUGUUCAGGAAGUGGUUAAUAAUCUGAAUAUAUCUAAGAUUGAAUUGAGAACUGAAGAAAGUUUGGAUAUUAUUCCAUAUAUGAAACACAAGGAGAUAACGAAAGUCUCAACUCAACUCACCUGUGAGAUUGAGGACAUCAUUGAACAACUAGGUAUUGCCAUUACACCGACUUUGAAACAAGCUGUAGAAUUAGGAAUUUAUGAAGAAUGUCCACCUUCUAAUAUCAAUGCAUUCAAAGCCAUGCAACAAAGUCAAAAGAUUGUUGCUAAUCCCAGUAUACCUGAAGGUAUUAAAUGGAGGAAUUUCUUUAUUUUACAGUUAUUAAAUCAUGUCGGACACAUGCUGAAGAGAAUUAAAAUAUAUGGCAUUAGAACAUUUUACAAUUAUUUUAAAAAUAAAUAUAAAGAAUUUACAACCAAGUAUAACCUGGGAAAAUCAACUAAUAAGAUUGCUGCAGAUUUUUAUUUUAAUCCUAUCCUAAAAUUAUUAAUGAAAAAAUGUGACAACUUAUUAGCAAAUGAAUCAUUUUUGGGGCAUGAGAAGUUACAAUAUAUUCGAAAUGAGUUAGAGAAUUAUUUUAAGGAAGACAUCAACCUAGCCGAGUCUCGUGUGAUCAUUUUCACUGAAUUGAGAGAGAGUGCUUUAGAAAUUGUCAAAUGUAUUGAUUCUAUGAAUGAUCAUCAUAUUCGUCCUCAUAUUUUCAUUGGUCAAGCAAGAGGUAAAGAGGAAUUUGAUGAUGUUGGUUUUACAAUGAAAAACAAACCAAAAGGAAGAAAGAAAGUCGACAGACUGAAAAGGAAGGAAGAGGAGGAACAAUUGCAAUUGAAAAAACAAAAAGAAAAGGAACAGGAAAGUAUAGAAAGAAGUGCUAGAAGAACAGCUAGCUCAGAAGAGGCUCAGAUUAAUGGUAUGAAUCAGAAACAACAAAAGGAAGUGAUCAAGAAAUUUAAAGAUGGUGAAUAUAAUGUCCUUGUUUGUACUUCUAUUGGUGAGGAAGGGUUAGAUAUUGGGGAGGUUGAUUUAAUAAUCUGUUAUGACACUACAAGUAGCCCUAUUAAAAACAUUCAAAGAAUGGGUAGAACAGGCAGAAAAAGAGAUGGUCACGUCAUACUAUUAUUUAGUAGUAAUGAGGCCUAUAAGUUUGAACAGGCCAUGAACGAUUACUCAAAUUUACAAAAAUUGAUUAGUCAGGAUUGUAUUGAAUAUCAACAUUCCGAUAGAAUAAUCCCUAAGAGUUUCACUCCACGUUGUGAAGAAGUUUUCAUAAAUAUAAAUAAAGAAGAUGAAGCACUUAAUAGCAUUGAGAAUACAGAUGAAGUUAUUCGUUAUGCUACACAGUGUAUGUUGGGUAAGAACACCAAAAAUAAGAAUAAAAACGAUAAAUUGUCAAAGUCAAAAAAUACAAAGUUAAAAGAUAUUAGUGGGAAAAAGGUAAAAGGCCCCACGAUUAUUGAUCAAUUAAAGAGCGUAAAAGGGAAAGAUAAAUCAAAAAGUUCAAAAAGAUUUUUCAUUCCAGAUAAUGUGGAAACUGGAAUAUUAAAAGCAAGUGAUCUUGUUGAUAAAUAUAUAAUUACAUCAGAUGGCGAAAAAAGGAUUUUAGAUGAGGAUACAAAGUCUGGUAAUAGUGUUAAAAAACCUAAGUUAACAAUUCUGGAUAAAUAUGAGGAUAAUUCAUUGUCUUCAAGCAAUGAUUUUGAAGAUCAUUUAAGUGAUGAUGAACACUUUGAAGUAACGAAAGAAGAUUCAAGUAAUGAAAUUCUAUCAAUGACUAAGAAUAUAGAUUGUUUUCCAAAUCAAGUAGAUGAAUUGACAGUGAAUAGUACUGAUUUGUCUAAUGAUCCACGAAUAAAACAAGAAAUUUCAUAUACCAUUGAUUUAAAAAAUGAUGAUAUAGAAUAUUUUAAAAAAUAUUAUAAUCCUAAAGCAAUUCCAAAAAUAGACGUAAUACCAACAAUGAAUAAAUUUACUUCUGUAGGCAAAAUAUCACAUUCUAAUAAGAUUAAAAUUCUAUUGGACUUAUUCCAAAAUAUGAAAGAAAAAGAUAGAAUGACAAUUAUAGAAAUGAAUAGGACUAAAUGCAUGGUAAAGAGAUUGGAGAGAGAUAAUUAUAAUAUGUUAAAAGUUCCUAUCACAAAUGAUGUACAAUUAAAUGCAAUUGAAAAUUGCGAUGAGAAGAAUAUAAAUACGCACUUAAGCAAUGGGAAGAUAUUAGAUCAAAAACAUAAUCAUAAUAAUUUUGAUGAGGAUGACCGUGACGACGAAGAUAAUGCCUUAGAUGCACUUUUAAACUCUGACUCUGACUUAGAAAUUUAA
Molecule: messenger RNA, 3123 nt
Organism: Arxiozyma heterogenica
Lineage: Eukaryota; Fungi; Ascomycota; Saccharomycetes; Saccharomycetales; Saccharomycetaceae
Gene: MPH1
Product: 3'-5' DNA helicase
Exons: 1
Coding region: 1-3123 (1040 amino acids)
Biological process (GO): double-strand break repair via synthesis-dependent strand annealing; interstrand cross-link repair
Molecular function (GO): 3'-5' DNA helicase activity; hydrolase activity; ATP binding
Source: RefSeq, a predicted model, not a curated record